Myxocyprinus asiaticus (Chinese sucker) is the source of this 5981-nucleotide messenger RNA. RefSeq names its product RAC-alpha serine/threonine-protein kinase-like. The transcript is spliced from 14 exons. The record is from RefSeq and is a predicted model, not a curated record. The coding region runs from base 2703 to 4124 and encodes 473 amino acids. Gene Ontology annotation, biological process: protein phosphorylation. Gene Ontology annotation, molecular function: ATP binding; protein serine/threonine kinase activity. NCBI's taxonomy places the organism in Eukaryota, Metazoa, Chordata, Actinopteri, Cypriniformes, Catostomidae.
CACUUAUCAGCUAGUACUGGUUCUAAUACUGCUGUGCCAUUUAAAACUGCAGCAAAAAUUUUGUCAAAUUGUUUAUGAACCCUGAUUGAAAAAAAUAAAACAGCACUACUGGUCACCAGUAUAUAUUAUGUUUUAAAUGCAGGUUUGCUUGUGUCACCGGCAGGCUUCUUAAUUAGCUUAACCAGCAAGAUUUCCUUGGUCAACCAACUUAACCAGAAAGAACACGCUUGUCAACCAGUUUUACCAGCAAAGUUUUGUCUUGUUGGUCCACAGUCAGCUAGACCAUCACCAAACCAGCAUAUACUAUCCUGGAGCAGCAUGGAAAUUCAUGCCUUUCUAAGCUUGUCUUUUCAGCAGGGAAGACCUUUUUUUAAUUGUUGGUCACUGACAAAUAAGUUUGUAGAGUAUUCCAGUAUUCCAAAGCGCUGCGCACAAAUUUUUAUUUACUUCACAGUUCAAAUUAGUCAUUAUAUCUGUGCUGAACACAGAACAAUAGCAAACAAAAUAUUGCAAUGUUUGUUGAUAUACACUUCCAGUCAAAAGUUUGGACUAAACUUCUGAUUCUUGUGAUCUUAUAAAAACAUUUUGAUCAAUAGGUUUAUGCAAACAUGAUUGAAAUUAGAUGUGCCUAAAUAUGAAUUUCUUUACAAGAUUAAAAUAGUUACUCGGUCGGUUGGUCUUAACACUUUACAACACUAUAAUAUUUAGUUCGUUGGUCUGUCGGUCGGUCGGUAAGUUAGUUGUGUCAACAAAAAUAAAUUAUGCCCACAAUAAAUUGUCACAAAACUAAAAUAGUUAGUUAGUUAGUUAGUCGCAGAGUGGUGGUGGCGUAGUGGACUAAAGCACAUAACUGGUAAUCAGAAGGUUGCUGGUUCAAUCCCCACAGCCUUCACCAUUGUGUCCCUGAGCAAGGCACUUAACUCCAGGUUGCUCCAGGGGAAUUGUCCCUGUAGUAAGUCACUUUGGAUAAAAGCGUCUGCCAAAUGUAAAUAUCAGUUAGUUAGUACAACCCAGCAUACAUGGGGACUUUUUUCAGUACUGUUAAAAACCAUCCCGGGAUGCAGCUUUUGAAGUUGCUUGAGAGAAUGACCAGAGUGUUCAGAGCUGUAAUCCAGGCAAAGGGUGGCUUGUUUGAAGAAGCUAAAAUAUAAAAUAGUUUUGAUUUGUCCAACAUUUUUGGUGCCUACAUUAAUUCCACAUAAUGUAUUAUUUCAUAAUUUCAUGACUUGUUUUUUAGAUUUUAUUCUACAAUACAGUAAAGAGCAACAAUAAAGAAAGAGUAGAUGCCCAGUCUUUUGACUGGUACUGUAGACAAUUAACCUUUAUAAUAAAACAGUGUAAAAUUGUCUUAUAUGACCUGUAAUAGUUGCCCUGUGCAUGGCAAGACAAUUUCUGCUCUAUUUAUACAUUUCUUGGAGCAAAUUAAGUUAGAGACUUGCAGGACACUUUGUAAUCAUGGGAACGUUCUCUGCGGUGGUCUUCACUGAAGAGGUGCAUUAAUGCACUGUACAUUCAUUCAUGUCUGUAUGUAGCAGUUUUCUGAGUGGGUGCUUGUGGGUUUAUACCUCAUUGCAAGAUCUUUUGGUGCAGCGCCAUAAUGGGGGUCUCUUAGAGGGCGUGAGCAUGUGCAGCUUCCUGCUCAGCUGGCUAAAUCAAAACAUUGCUGUACACACGGUGCUGUUUAUCACUCAGAAAACAGUUGAGGUAGGGCUGUUCUUGACACACAACCCUCUUGUUUGUCACAAUGGUAAGACCUUGUUUGUCGUUUGCAAUUUCUUUGUCUUGUUUUUCCAUUGUUUGGUCUUUUUCCUCAUUGUAAUGUAGGGCUGGGUUACAAUAUAGAUUUGACUAAAAUGUCUGUAAUUAGCCACUGGCUGCUAAAUUUUCAUAUUUCCCUCUCUAAUUGAGUAUUAUAGUGACAAAGAGGUUCUUCAGCUAAAAUCGGUCUUUGCUUACCAAAAUUUGAAACAAUGCUGCCAGUGGCCAAAGCGGUAAGUAUUGGGCACGUGUGAGUAGGGUUGCCACCUGUCCUGUAAAAUACAGGAUCAUCCCGUAUUUAAAAGAUAAAAUGAUGCGUCCCAUAUCGAAUCAAAAUUGACACGAAUUGUCCCGUAUUUAAAUCCUGAAAUCAUUCAAGAACGAUAAAUUAACCUUUAUAUUCCUUGGAAAUUUUGCCUGCGGUUGGUAAGGGAGCAUCUGAAAAGUCCACACAUUGUGCUAAAAUGUGCUAAAACUGUGGAGGGUGUGGUAAGGGACCAUCUGAAAACCUCAGCCAGCACAACCUUCCCUGGGAGAUGGCACUUGUCAGUGAGCGAGUGAAUCUACCUAUGAAUGACUUAUAGAUUUCUCUGCACAUUAAACUAGUGUAGGAGAAAGUUUUUGUAACAUCCAAAAAGCCUUAAACCUUUCAUGCUGGGUUGAACUUCAGGCAAUUGUUUGAUAACAAUAAACAAUUAAUGUGGAGCUUUUAGGUAAAAUGUUUUUCUCUGAGCCACAGCAUUUUUUCAGACACCCUUUCUCUUUUUUUAUUUUAUUGUUGGGCAUUUUAAGCUUUUUAUUUAGAUUACAGGCAAACAGGAAAGUGGAGCCACUGGAUCCGAACCUGGGUCCCUAGCAUCUGUCCUGCUGAAUGUCCAGACUGAAGACCUCCACCAGCUACAAUCUUCUGCCCCUGGUUCGAGAGGGGUUACUCUCUGGCCACAAUGACUGAAGUUGUCAUUGUGAAGGAGGGAUGGCUGCACAAGCGAGGAGAGUACAUAAAGACAUGGAGGCCACGAUAUUUCUUGCUUAAGAGUGACGGAACAUUUAUCGGGUAUAAAGAGCGUCCACAAGAUGUUGACCAGCUGGAGACUCCACUCAAUAACUUCUCAGUGGCCCAAUGUCAGCUGAUGAAGACAGAGAGGCCUAAGGCAAACACGUUUAUUAUUCGGUGCUUGCAGUGGACUACUGUUAUUGAACGCACCUUUCAUGUCGAGACCCCAGAGGAAAGGGAGGAAUGGACAAAGGCCAUCCAGGUCGUGGCAGAUAGGCUACAGAAGCAGGAGGCAGAGAGAAUGGACUCUUCGCCUGACCCCAUGGACAUGGAGAUGUACCUGUCCAAACCUCGUCUCAAAGUGACAAUGCAUGACUUUGAAUACCUCAAACUCUUGGGGAAAGGCACUUUUGGGAAGGUCAUAUUGGUGAAGGAGAAAGCCACAGGCAGGUACUAUGCCAUGAAAAUCCUCAAGAAAGAGGUGAUAGUAGCAAAAGAUGAGGUAGCACAUACACUUACCGAAAACAGGGUCCUCCAGAACUCCAAACAUCCCUUCUUAACCGGUCUUAAGUAUUCUUUCCAGACUCAUGACCGCUUAUGUUUUGUUAUGGAGUAUGCAAAUGGAGGAGAGCUUUUCUUUCAUUUAUCGCGAGAGCGAGUAUUUUUGGAAGAGAGAGCACAGUUUUAUGGGGCAGAGAUCGUCUCGGCUCUGGACUACCUUCAUUCUGAGAAAAACGUUGUUUACAGAGACCUGAAGUUGGAGAACCUAAUGCUGGAUAAAGAUGGCCACAUAAAGAUCACAGAUUUUGGCCUGUGUAAGGAGGGUAUUACAGAGGGCGCUACGAUGAAGACGUUCUGUGGUACACCAGAGUAUCUCGCUCCAGAGGUUCUUGAGGACAAUGAUUACGGUCGCGCGGUGGACUGGUGGGGGCUGGGCGUGGUCAUGUACGAGAUGAUGUGUGGCCGGCUCCCGUUCUAUAACCAGGAUCAUGAGAAGCUCUUUGAGCUGAUCUUAAUGGAGGAGAUCCGUUUCCCUCGCACUCUUGGACCCGAGGCCAAAUCGCUGCUUUCAGGCCUGCUUCAGAAAGACCCCAAGCAACGGUUAGGCGGAGGACCAGACGACGCAAAAGAAAUCAUGCAGCAUAAGUUCUUUGCAGGCAUUGAGUGGCAAGAUGUUUAUGAGAAGAAGCUUGUUCCACCCUUUAAGCCCCAGGUAACCUCAGAAACAGACACUCGCUAUUUUGAUGUGGAGUUUACAGGCCAGACCAUUACCAUCACGCCCCCAGGCCAAGAUGAAACAAUGGAGUCCUUUGACAGUGAUAGAAGACCCCACUUCCCUCAGUUCUCGUACUCUGCCAGUGGCACAGCAUAAAAAAGCCCUGAAAACACACACAUCCACAAUUUCAAAUGCACAAAUACACCCCUUUCCCCCGAGGCACUGCUGAUAACGUAGCCAAUGCCGUCGCUUCUUCUUCAAUAGUAUACCAGACUUAAUUCACACUGGGAAGAUUUCACCAGUAGUCAUUAUUUGGUCUAUUUAUGAAGUAAGCACGGCAUAUUGGCAGUUUCUGUUUAAAGCAGGAGUGGUUCUCUUUACUAUGUCCAGUCGGUACAGUUGCUCGAUAUGCAUACUGUGCAUUAUGAAUAAUGAAGACAUUUCUAACACAAUAAUUUGGUACGAGUAUUUCCUGUGAUCCCUGGAGAUGCAGGCUACCCCUAAAAUACACUACUGUGUAAAUGCAAAUUAAAUUACAACCAGACCUUGCAAUUUAGAUGGAGUUGGAGUGAACAGUGUGUCAGAAGCAUUGGCUAUGUUCACUCAUAUCUCAACCACAACCCACAGUUCACAAGUGCGCCUUGUUUCCAAAACUUCUGUAAAACUGGUUUGUUUUUAAAAAAAAACCAUGUGGUUCUUAAGGGAUAUUGUAGUGUAUCAUGGUUUAUGUUCUGUAAGGACAUUAUUACCUGAAUACCAAAGAAAUUAUGAUUUACUAGUUUUAUUAUUAAUGCAUUUUCCACAUUACCCAAUCACUUUUUUUCUCACACAAAAAUAACUUUUUGUUCCUUGUAGAACUACAGUCGUGCUGGAUUGUAUCAUGCCUUUGUGCUAUUUAGGACUGCACUACUUGCAUGAACAUUGCAGCCAUGAUCUGAAGUUUGAAUGGAAAUAUUUUGAUUCUCACCCUAAAUCUAAGAGCAUUUCAGGACCACAGAUUACAGAAUGUAACCUCAAGAUUUUUAGGAUUAGUUGAGAAUAUUCACAUGUUGCAAUGAUUAAUUUGCAGGAAAUUAUUAUGUCCUUGCAAUUUAUACAAAAUACUGUAUAUCUACUGUAAAGUAGAUGCAAGCUGCGAAUGUUCUUUCAUAAGGGUUUAAUUCAUGACUCCUAAAUGUCAUGAGCCGAAAGAAAAUGACAGUAAAUAAAUUUUUGUAUUCAUGUGAAUUUGUUGUUACAGCAGAGAAUUGCAUAAACAUAGUAAAAAUGGAUCAGACAUACAUGUUUAAUGAUUAGCACGCUCCUUACAUUGUUUGAAAAUUGGCAGGUUUUUGGUUCACAUGCUUAAUAGUACCCAAUAUUUAAAUGAAUUCAUGCAAAAAUGGACAUUUCAAGGAAGUCUUCACUAACAUUUCAAGUCCUUUGAUAAAGGAAAGGGUACUGUAGCCUAUUCUAUCAAAACAAUGUGGUUUAUUUUAGUGUGCUUCACAUUUUAUAGAGAAAAGAAGACUUGUCAAUGGAAUAAGCUGCAAAUUCUGGUUAUACAAAAAUGGAAUCAUGUUACAUGAGAGGCCGUUCUAAUUUGCAUAUUUGCAAUAAUUGUGAAGUUGCAUCAUAAUAUAAGGUGAUGAGGUGAUAUGAAAGAUCAAAAUUUUGCCCCUAACAUAAAACAUUUGACAAAAUUUACACAAAAAUUGAUUUGGUCCAUGUUUGAAUAAUGAAUGAUGACCCAAAAAUAAUAUUGAAUGUAAGUUGCUCUUUCUCUCUCUUUUUUCUUUUCUUUUUUUCUACUUUGCUUUUAUAUUUUGUAUAGUUUUUUUCUAUUUCAAGUUUAAGUGAAACAUUUUGUAUUGAUACACCCCAUACUCAAUGACCAUGGCUGGUUUUUGAGAGAAACAUUCACAGUUUAAGUUAUUUUCUUAUUUUUCUUCCUAGUGGAGGGUGGACUGAGGGACUUAAUUAAUUGACCAUGUUUUGCAAAUUAAGAAAUAAAUUUUUUUUUGAUUAAACCAU